AUGCCUCUUAUUACUCCUGAAUUUUUAAUUGAAUAAGAUGAAAAGCACAUCAUAAUAAAACUUAGAUUACCAUAUGUUAAACCUACCAAAUCAGAAUUCAGUAUGAUUGGUAAACAAUUUAGUUUUUUUCUAAAGCCUUACUUACUUUAAUUAACCUUUAAUGAAUUUCUAAAAGAUUCAGAAUAACCAUCAAAAGCAGUAUAUGAUCCAGAAACAUAUAGUCUAAAAGUUUAUUUAGAAAAAUUGAAUUUAGGAGAAAAUUUUACUUAACUUGAUAUGAUUGGACUCCUUAUGAAUAAAAAAUCAAAAAAAAAUAAAUAAUUUUAAGGACGAUUAAUAUAGGUUAUUGAAAGUACAAACAAUAAAAAUGAUAUAAAAAAUAAUGAUGAUAAUGAAGAAAACCAAUAAUAAGGAUAUGUAAACCCUUUUUGUUAUGGAUUCAAUAAUCAAUAUACAGAUGUUUUUGAUGAUUUAGAGGAAGAAUUAUAUGAAAUAGCCAUACUAGAUCCUAAAUAGAUUUCUCAAGAAAAUAGAAAAGAGAUUGCACUCUAAGUAAUUUUAAAAGAAUUUGACAAAGAUGCUUAUCUGUUUGAUUUAUUAGAAAAUGAAUAAGUUGAUGAAAUAUUAAUUUAUGAAUUCUAAAUUCAAAAUUAAUUCACUAUAGAAGAAAUUAAUAAAAUAAGCAAAUUUGGAAAACGAGAAUAUCUAAUAGAAAAUAAAGAAUAAUGUAUUUUAGGAAUUUUAGAUAUUUUAUUUGCAUUUUUAUAUGAGAAUAAUUUGUUUUAAGGAGAUUUAAAUUAAGAAUCUGCAAUAACUAUUAAUCAAUUAAGUUCUUAAUUUUCAGCGUUUUAUAUAGAAAAUAGUUUAGAAAAUGUUUUGAUUAAUAAUUAUUAAAGAGCUCUAACCUUUCCAAUGAUUAGAAGUUUUGAAAUUUGUGUUAAGACUAAAAACCUUUUGAUUGAGGUUCUAAGAAAUAAAAUUUAAAUAAUUAAAAUCUUGCUUGCAGUAGAAAGUUUAUUUUCAAAGGCAAAGCCUCGAAAUUAUUUAAAUUUAAUUUAUCUUUAAGAUUAUAUUGUUUGGGCAUAAAGCCUAUAAGAAGAUGAUUUAAAAGAUUUAUCAAAGAAAAUAAAUAAAUUAAAAAUAGAUAAAUCUUAGCUCUAAUUGAAUAUUCCUAUAAUUGAAAAUGAGGCAAUGUAAUAAUUUUAAGAAUGA
This is a messenger RNA of Paramecium sonneborni, 1212 nucleotides long. The record is from the annotation of a GenBank genome assembly. NCBI's taxonomy places the organism in Eukaryota, Ciliophora, Oligohymenophorea, Peniculida, Parameciidae.